Messenger RNA from Vidua macroura (Pin-tailed whydah), 610 nucleotides. RefSeq names its product NOTCH regulated ankyrin repeat protein (gene NRARP). The transcript has a single exon. The record is from RefSeq and is a predicted model, not a curated record. Bases 77 to 430 code for a protein of 117 amino acids. Gene Ontology annotation, cellular component: cytoplasm. Lineage: Eukaryota; Metazoa; Chordata; Aves; Passeriformes; Viduidae. Gene Ontology annotation, molecular function: enzyme inhibitor activity; phosphatase regulator activity; protein binding.
CGCACGCACGCAGCCGCAUGCCCGGGCGGGCGCCGCCGUCGCCGUCCAUGCGGGGCGGCGGGGCCGAGGCGGCGGCAUGAGCCAGAGCGAGGUGUCGCCGUGCGCGGCGCCGCCGCCGCCCCCCAGCCAGCGGGUGUUCCAGGAGGCGGUGCGGCGCGGCAACACCAAGGAGCUGCAGUCGCUGCUGCAGAACAUGACGAACUGCGAGUUCAACGUCAACUCCUUCGGGCCCGAGGGGCAGACGGCGCUGCACCAGUCCGUCAUCGACGGUAACCUCGAGCUCGUCAAGCUCCUGGUCAAGUUCGGCGCCGAUAUCCGCCUGGCCAACCGCGACGGCUGGAGCGCCCUGCACAUCGCCGCCUUCGGGGGCCACCAGGACAUCGUCCUCUACCUGAUCACCAAGGCCAAAUACUCCGCCGGCGCACGGUGAUGCCCGGGCUGCCCCCGCUGCGCUCGCCCGGUGAUGCCGGGACCCCCCCACUCCGCGCUCCCCCGGCGAUGCCGGGGACCCUCCCCGCUUCCCCGGCCGCCAGAGCUGCUCCCGCCCCCGCUCGGGGCGGGUUUGGCGAAGAUUGGGGCCCCACGCAGAACACGCCACAUUUUUAAGUUU